Amyelois transitella is the source of this 5733-nucleotide messenger RNA. It is a transcript of the gene Nup188, whose product is annotated as nucleoporin Nup188. Gene Ontology annotation, cellular component: nuclear pore inner ring. The record is from RefSeq and is a predicted model, not a curated record. Gene Ontology annotation, biological process: RNA export from nucleus; protein import into nucleus. Gene Ontology annotation, molecular function: structural constituent of nuclear pore. Lineage: Eukaryota; Metazoa; Arthropoda; Insecta; Lepidoptera; Pyralidae. The coding region runs from base 163 to 5658 and encodes 1831 amino acids. The transcript is spliced from 17 exons.
UUGUUUGAUACAAUACGAGUCGUAAAGUGGCGGUUAUUAUUUUGAUAAAUUUAUUUUUAAAGCAAUUAAUUUUUGCAUUAUAUAUGUAAUAUAAAAAGGACUUAAGCAAAUAUUCUAAUCAGGAUUUAGUUACUUAAGAAAAUCAUUAAGUUAUGAACUAAAAUGACUAACAACAACAGUGUCAGAUACUGGAAGCGAUUAUGGCGGUGGACGACAUCGGAGAGUCUUACAAAAGAAGAGUUAAUGUCUAUACUUGGCGCCAAAGAUGUAACCGAGGCUUUACGUCAAGGCUUGUCCAGUUACAAACCCAACAAGCCAGAGCUUUACAACCAGCUACAAGCUAAAAAUACAGACCAAACUAAGCUGUUGGCAGUUGUUCAAAUUUUACAACAUUACAUGGAUGUUGACUGCUUCCAAAUUUGGGACAUAAUAAAAUACUAUUUAUGCGACAUUUCAUAUGGGACCCCAGAAAAUGCUCUGAAAAACAUUGCUUUUGUUGACACCCGCCACUCUGUCAUCAUCACAUCUGUCACAUCUCCUAACAUAUGGAACUUUUACUAUGCUGAAAGACUGUUUUUACUCAAACUCUUGCAAUAUAUCAUUGAAUUCAAGGAUGACAACCAAAAUAAACAUGCAAAAGAAUUUUCAAAAAUAUUCUCAGAUCUGGACUGGAAUAAAACUGUGGAUUCCUUGAUAUCUCAGUUUGAAAAAUUGGUGACAGCAGCGCCACCACCUAGGAAAAUCCAGCACGAAUUUUCAAGUGACACUGUAAGGCAGGAAUGGGCAGAAUGUAACCUUCGAGAGCAGAUAACUAUUUUGCAAAUCCUUUUAUUGAUAGUUAAUGAGAAUGCCAUGUCUACGGAGCAGUUUAACAAACUUAUGGUGUUGUUCAAGAAGCAUGGUUAUGGAAAAAGUCAAGGGUUCAGUGAAUUCCUUGAGGAGAGACACAGGGACUUGUGUACGAGAGUGAUGUACAUGGAAGUCUGCCUGUUUAUGGUAGUUGUAGACAGUAAACUUAUUAAAAACCCCUCAUCAUGGAUAGAGUCCACCAAACAGAAUGUGGAGUGUGAGCUCACAAAACUGCAGAUGAAUAUUGAGCACAGUGCCAUGCUCAUAACUUGGAUGCUUCUAUCAUUGCAGAGUGAACAACAUGCCAAGCUGUUUGAGAGCCAAUAUCAGCACUAUGGGUCAAUAGCACUCAAAAUGCACGUAUUUGAAUUUCUGCAACAAAUGUUAAAUUCAUCUGUCCUCUCUGACAAUUCAAAAUGCUCAUUGAUCAUAAGGAAGCGAAUAUUCAACCUCCUUAAUAUAUUAUGCGACAAAUUCGACGCUGACGGCACUCUCAGCCAUCAAUCCGGCAUCAUGCCACUUUGUGCUGACCUCAUUAAGACUCCGGAAUUAGCAGCAGAAUUUUGGGAACUCCACUCAAAAGAAGAAAGUUUCGGAGUAGUGUCCCUGUGGAACACGGCAUUGGAGUAUUUCCCCUAUAAUUAUAGCGCUUUAUCGACGUUGGCGUCGGGGCUCGCUGAAGCCGGAAAGAGUAGCGUUUUAAAUCUACUAGGAGAACUAAAGAAUCUGCCAGUGUACACAGAAAUCUAUAAGCCUAAUGGAGUUUCACUGAUGUCUGUGCACGUAGACGAGGCUAUCAUUGGCCGGGAGUAUUACCCCUUGGGCGACCCUUCCUACAGGAUAGAAGCGGGUUCCCGGGCCACCAUCAUGGAGAGAAAGGAAGGAACCAUGAUUCACUUCAGGACACCAUACUCUUACUGGACGAUAUUCAAUAAUGAAAUAGAAAAAGCUUUGGAUCGUAAACAACAUCAUCAGCAUAAUAUUACUAUGACGUUACAAAAGGUUUAUGAGGGCACUAAAGUUUUGAAGGGUGUCCUAAAAGCCCUAGUAGAAGACAAAGAGAUUCCAAAAAGCCUAGUAGGGCCAAGUGAGGGCGUGUUUGACGUUCUCGUGCGGUUCAUGAGAGCAGACGCGCCUGCGCUGCCUCUGUUGGUGGAGUGCUUGCAAGUCUGCACCGCCCUCAUACCGGCCUUCCCUAAAGAGAUACAUUUGAGACUAAGCAACACAGGCCUCCUGCCGCGCAUCAUAAACCAGAGACUGACCCACGUGGAGUACACCAACGGCGCUUCGUUCGACUCCGCCGCAGUGGGGUCUUACCUCGUCACCAUCGAACAACCCACUGGCACUUACAAGUUCUUAGGCGCUUAUAUUGACAUGCUGUGCGCUUUUCAUGAGGCAUCCAACGACGAACGCAUAACAUCCGACGUGAUCCUGCCGGGCCUAGUGCUGAUCCUGCGCGAGGUGUUCCCCAACGUGUGCGGCUGGCGGUACAGCCACGCGGCCGAUCGCCGCGACAUGUUGCGCCGUUGCGCCACAUUCUUAACCCUAGUGCUGCAACAUACCAAAGACACGAACAAAAGUAUAGAGCUGCUGAAACGGACGUGUUUGUACAGCUUGCUGCAUUCUGAGAAUGCGUUGGAGUUAUUGAAGAUUAUAUCUGUCGGCAAUCAACAAUUGGAAAGAAUAAUGCAAGACGAAACAAACUGGGUAUCAGGUACCUGCGUGCAAUACUUAACGACAUUACAGAGAUGUGUUGCCAUAGUAAUGUUCUCACUUCGCCUCAAAAACCUGGUGGGGGAGCCCAAUGAGAUGACCCCUCUAGAGCAUCUCAUAUUUGCCCAGAACAAACAGAAGGACUCGCUGAAAGUUGUGCCUAGAGUCACAAGUUAUAUUAACCACGCUUUCAACAAAAGUUUACCGGUGCUGUGCUGUCGCCUUUUAAAGAGAUUUGCUGAUAGUUUUCAAAUGUCACUAUUCGCGUCCCUCGAAAUGACUCCGUAUCAAGUGCGAGUGAUGUUCCUCGACCGUCUACGGGACGAGUACGAGACGGCUGACCUCAAAGUCGCCAUUUUGGAGUUUGUGGCGACCUGCGUGGGCAAACAGCCGGGGCUUACUGAGGCGUUCUUCAUGAUUAACUAUGAGGCUGCUAAGGAGGACAAAGAUAAAAAAGAGGCGCAGGACAAGAAGGAUGACAGCUUCGAAGGCAUCCUCGGUUAUAUGGCCGAUUACUUGGGCACUGUUAAGUCGGAUGUUAAAUUGCUUCACAGCCCAUUACUGGCUUGCAUCAUGGGCUUGUUCCACGCCCUGUGGAAGAACAACAUGCAGAUUUUGGUGAAAAAAUUACGUGAAAACCCCAAGUUCUGGGAACACAUGACCAGCCCUCUGUUCAGCGAGAUACAGCCUAACUUGAGGACGUAUGCGCAAAUAUUCAACGUACUAGGAAUCGAACUAUUUGCAUGCAGGGGAAAACCAGAACCAAAUCUCGUAGAAGUAUUGAAUCAGUUUUUUGACACAAACAAAAAACAUCUUGAUACCUGGAUCGAUUAUAUAUUUUCUUUCAAAGGAAAAGAUGACGAUAAGGAAGUAGCUGAUAAAGUGCCAGUUUGGUUGGGACUGUUGACUUCGUGGAAAGACUUCACGACAAUCUUCUGCAAAUGUUCACCGAUAAGUUUAAACAUUGCACACAAAGCUAAGAUGGUCGCGCCGUGCAUGACUGCACUUUUGAACGAAUUGGAGGAUAUGAAAGACAGCAGGCUCACGGUUAUACUGGCUGAGCUGUACGUUAUAAUGCUGGCGAAUUGGAAAGACGAUUGUUUCGACAAUCGAAAGGGGAGUGCUAAACAGAUUGAAACUCUUCUCACUAAUACAGCUAUAAUGUACGAAUGUUUGCAUCCACGCGCCAUUCGCGCCAUCCUGUCUAUAGGAACGGUGGCUAUUAGCAGCUUGGAUUAUGAAAUUAAAGCGAACAGUGUCACAGCUCAGAAUAUUAUACGAUCAGUGACGAAUAUUAACACUAUUGAGCUAGAGAAGCUAUUUGAUAACAUCCAGGAUAAGAAAGUCGAAACUAACGGGGUCAAAGAGACCAUACCUCCAGUUGUAUUAUCAUUAGCUAUGUUGGAGCAAUGUUUAGAUUUGUACGACGAUAUGUUUUCGGAGUUGAGCCAAUGGUUCCAAUCGAGCAGAUUCGUCAACAAACUGCUGUGCUGCCUGCAAAUGAACCUGCAAAAUAGGCGGCACUACCACACGUGUUUAGCUGCUCUAAGAUGCCUCACGUCAUAUUCGAGAGGACCGUUCUCUAAAGAUUUACUCAUGAGCGACAUCGAUCAAUUCCUCUGGAUGCAGUUACUGCCACCCAAGUUCGACUCAAAUGAGGCGCUUUCGUGGAAGCCUCAGGAAUGGUGGAAGAUAUACGCGUACAGUUUAGAUUUUAUAUCGAUGAUGGUGAUGAAACAUGGUCAGUUCUUCGCGAGCGAUGCCAUAACAUUUGUGGGCGUGCAUUUAGACCAUUUGGUAGAAGCCAUACUGUUGCCGCGACAGGUGUAUAGCAUUGAAGCGUUGAAUCUCUGCUCUUCUACGUUGAAUUUGGUCGUGCAGCUGGUGAAAUUCGAAGCUAGAUGGCGCAUCCAGAAUAUCAAUUCUCUUAUUGGAAUCAUGCGCAGUAUAAGUGCUUGUUUGUACCAAUGUGUGAUAUUGAUCCUGCGCUCGCGUCGCUCCUCUGACCCUGCUUUACAAACGAGCGACGAAAAUAUUGGACAGCCGCCGUCAGUAUUGCAUAGAACCCUUGAAGUCUUGCACAUGUCGACGCUAUGCCUGCUCGCCUUCAGUCCCGAUCUGCUGUCUCUGUUAGCGGACCCGGGGCUCGAUUUAGAGCGUUGGCAGCCGUUGGUGGAACUCCACUUUGGCGCCCCCAAGAUAUCCUACGAGCCAUUCCCUCAGCUCACAUUUGGAACACUUCUGUCGGCUAUAUGUUUAUUGACAAGAACUCUUAAUCACGCGUACCACGUAGAAGAAGGCGGCAACUCGUCGCUGACGUGCGGCUCGCGGUCGCCGCGGCGCCGGCGCGCGUGCUCGUGCGGCAGCCCCGAGGCGCGGCGCGCGGCGCGCUCCGACUCGCUCACCAGCGUCAGCUCCGCCGCGUCCGCGCUGCCGCCGCUCGACGAGAGGCUCGUCGCCGGCGCACUGGAGGCCACGGCCACUUUGCUCGCCUCGCAGGCCCUGUUAGCUGUGCGCGACCCGAGCGUUGCGUCUCGCCACAAGCAGCUCAUCCGUCGUGAACUCGGCUCCGAACUCACUCCGUUCCACGAUUUCGUGCGCAAGCGCAUACUUUGCGCCGCACACAACCGGUCAUACUUAGUCCGAAAUAAAAUCGAUGCGUGGCCUCUACAACCUAACGAAGAAGAAGUUAAAAGAAUCGAAGAGGUCCGAAAAGAACGCAAUUUAAUUGAUGAAAAGGAUGACAGGGCGCUGCCCCCACCACCUCCGCCGAAACGAGCGAGCCACGACUCCAUGAGACAAUAUAUUCUUCGGAAACAUUAUCUUGCUAAUUGCGCUCAAACGCCUACAAAAGGACCUCCUUCGCCCGUCUCACACUCCACACCAGCAUCUGAUAAGAAAAAGGAAACAUCUAGAAGUUCCAAGCGUGUCUCAUGGGCUGACACUACUCCAGAUAGUGACGAGAGUCUGGAUAGCUCGCUAGAAGAAAUCGAACCCGUGUAUUCGAACUUAACUGACGUACAAAUUAAUAAUGAUGAAGAUUAUUUCCAUUUUAUGUCUGUUGUAUUUCUUUAUAUUUGUCAAACUGAGUUAUAAUAGGUAUGUGUCAUUGUAAGUGAAAACAGGGAGGCGUUAAUUGGUUCAUAAUAAAAUGUAUUUUUUGAAUUAAAA